AUACAAUACAAAUCUCCACUGAACCUUGCUUUUAACACUAAAAAAAGGAAAAAAGAAAAACAGAAGCUUUCAACUACUGCUGCCUUUCAAUGGCGCUUCCACUUUCCAAUGGCUGCACACGGUUAACCUUGUCCCCUCCUGCUCGAUUCAGACACCAGUCAACCAUUUUUGCAACUCUAUCCCCUUCACGGCCCGAUACUGUGAACUGGGUCGAAGCCACUUCCAGUUUUUUCGACCAAGAUACCAGACCCAUCAUGUUGUUCGAUGGAGUUUGCAACUUAUGUAAUGGUGGCGUCAGGUUUGUUCGUAAUGUUGAUCGAAACAGGAGAAUAAGGUUUGAAGCUCUUCAAAGUGAAUCAGGGAAGAAGCUAUUGAGGAGAUCUGGUAGAGCUCCUGAUGAUAUUUCUAGUGUUGUUCUUGUUGAAAAAGAUAGAUCGUAUAUUAAAUCAGAAGCAGUGUUGAAGAUCAUGGAAUACCUAGAAUUGCCUUUCCCUCAGCUUGCAUUCUUUCUACAGUUUGUACCUUUGUUCGUAAGGGACUUCAUGUACGACAAUGUCGCAAACAACCGGUAUGCGAUUUUCGGGUAUUCGGAUUCAUGUGAGAUAUGAAUCAAUACAAUGAAUAGUAAGUUACAAUGCCCUGCAUUUCUUGAUCGAUAAUGUAAAUGAUGAAACGUUCCGAAAUCUUUAAACUAUGAUUACAAUACAUAUAUUAAACAUACCGUGUUUAAA
Gossypium raimondii (Peruvian cotton) is the source of this 731-nucleotide messenger RNA. RefSeq names its product DCC family protein At1g52590, chloroplastic. Lineage: Eukaryota; Viridiplantae; Streptophyta; Magnoliopsida; Malvales; Malvaceae. Gene Ontology annotation, molecular function: protein-disulfide reductase activity. The record is from RefSeq and is a predicted model, not a curated record. The transcript is spliced from 5 exons. Bases 90 to 608 code for a protein of 172 amino acids.